Molecule: messenger RNA, 3223 nt
Organism: Coregonus clupeaformis (lake whitefish)
Lineage: Eukaryota; Metazoa; Chordata; Actinopteri; Salmoniformes; Salmonidae
Exons: 5
Coding region: 237-1013 (258 amino acids)
Source: RefSeq, a predicted model, not a curated record
UGCUGCAGUAAAGACAGACGAGGGAUAUCAACCGUUAGACAGUAAUCUAUUUAUAGAACAAAUAUAAUUUAAGAGAUCGUGGGAAGAAUUUUAAAUACACAUUUCGAGAAUAACACCAUCUAAAAUAUCCUGUUUUGUGGUCUGUAAAGUUACUGGGAAAGCUAGUUUAGGUAACGUUAGCUAGCUAGCCGUGUUAGCUAAACUUGCUGGGUAGCUAACUGCUCUCAACGAAAGAGAUGGGGACAAGAGCUAGUCGUUUACAAGAGGACCCAGUGCCUUCGGCUUUCGGGAAAGAUGACAUAAAGCGGGAUUCCUAUCGACGACCACGGUGCAAUAGGCCCACCCGUCUUAUGGUAGACUUUUCGGGGAGUUUUGACGAUUCAGAGACCAACCGUAGCCGAUCGGAGGAGGGCAGCGAUUCGGACAUGGGGCAACAGGCGAGCUCCGAUGGAAGCCCCGCCGACCGCAACAGCCACCCGUCCAUCAGCCCAUCAUCACCAUCAGAAGACAACAGCGAAUGCAAACUCGAGGAAGACUGCAAUAGCAGUCCCGAGGGUUCUGUAAACGGGGAACAUCUGCCUGGAGAGGAGACAGGCCACGUGCCUCACCGCACUUUCUCUGAACGUUUACCCGGUAAUCGACACUCUUCCGGGCGCAACGUCAGCGCAAGAUCCGCACGGAUGAGAGGCAUCCAUCAGCGCCCGGUGUCGGAGGCUUGGAUUGGCCUCUACCGUGUCAACAACCGACAUGGCAAUAUCCGCUGUCCGUUCUGCUCCAAGCCUUUCCCGGGUGGCAGAAUUGAGGAUCACCUGUUGAGCUGCCUCACAUCUCCCCCUCUCCCUUACAACACGGACGUGCUGAGUAAGGACAGCGGUGAGUGUUCCAUCUGUCUGGACGAGCUGCAGCAGGGAGAGACCAUCGCCCGGCUGGCCUGCCUCUGUGUCUACCACAAGAGCUGUAUUGACUCCUGGGCCAAGGUGAAGACCUGCUGUCCUGAACACCCUUUUGAUUGACUCAUGGGUCACAUGUCCUGCUCAGUGACACACCUGACUCAGGAGACUGCAAUGUAUCUACAAUUGCAGCAAAUAUACUAGGACAAUGAUAAAUACCAGAGACAAGGCUCCUAAUAACAACACAGCCCCACAAGUGUGCAACCAACGACCACUUUACCAUCUUGGACCUGGUUUAAUCCAUUUGAGCUCAACUCAGACCACUAUAACCACCCCUGGAAUAGAUGGCCACCUCUCCUCUGUCAACGUAGCCCAAACUAUAGCCUAAACUGCUGGACUGGUAUUAUCAUACCAGGUUGGCAGUACCCUGAAAGACAUUUGGAACUCAAGAUGAGGAAAAUGUGUUUAUGUGCAUCCUGCAUUCUUCUUACCCUAAUGUGGACUGUCCAUAUGGAAAGGUAAUUUUAUCUUUCAUGAUGCUGCAAAACAAUAUUGUGCAGAGAUUCACGUUACAGUGGAUAAAUGUUUCUGUUCAUAAAAAAACAGCCCAGCUCUGGAAAAAAUGAAUUGUUUAUGCAUAGAUAUUGAAAUACAUUGUUGUUAAUAGCCCGAUGUUGGAACGUAGGGCUUUAUUUUGUGGAUGGGUUUGCUAUAGUGAUUGUAGGUGUUUUUCUAUUGUUAUCAUGACCUAUUUCAGGAGGAUGGUGGGUGUGAGUUGAUUGUUGAGUUAAAGGCUGAGCAGGUCAGUUUGUUUGGUUGGUGCUGAAACCACUGUAUUAGGUCCUUUACUGCAGCGGUAGCAGGUUGUUGGUAUUUCCCAGGCCAUAGCACUGGUGUCAUGACCAUACGGUAGUGUGUGUAUGUGAUAGCGGUGUGGACGAAUGGGGCCAGCUAAUGUCCGGAUGACAGCGCCUGACUGGACAGCAGAGGUGAACUGCAGGCCUCUCACUGGCUGUAUACAUGAGAGGUGUGUGUGUGUGUGUGUGCACUUAGUGCCCUGAUACCCCCUGGGUGAGAGCGCUAGUUUUAAUCAUAGUGCUACAUCGUUUUUAUCACAGAUACUUUUAGGAACAUUCUGCUACUUUGACAUGGCCCUCCUCUGUGAGACCCACCCCGCCUGUUGUACUGAAAGCAUGUGGUGGUGUUUGUGGGUCAUCAUGUCUCCCUGCCUCUCUCUCUGGGGUGUAGUCCUGUGCUCGAGUCUGGCCAUCUGGCUGCCUGCAUUCAUGUCUGAAUGGGAGGGAGGAUGUAUUUAAGGGCAUGAUUACGCCAUGAGGCAGCUGCCUUGCCUAUCCCAUGAUUCCCGUCGCUGGAGGCAACGAACAGCUGAUGGGGUGAUUAUUGUAUUACCCCACCCCCCUUUCCCCAUAAGAGGAUUUAUAGACAUUGUAUUAUUAUUAUUAUUAUUAUUAUUAUUAUUAUUAAAUGUGUUACAGUUCCCUUUGCCUAUGUUUUGGCUGCCUUUGCCUGGUGAGAGGUUUGUCUGUCCAGGCUCCUCUGGUGUAGUGUAGUCUGGGGAUCAGUAGUGAUGCUACAGUGAGCUGAUCAGAGCACGGCCGGACUGCUGUUGACCAGCAUGAGGAUCAGCCCUGUUCAGCAUUCCUAUUGGAUGAUAUCCCAGAGUUCUUGCCCCACAUCCUGCAUUCUGAACUGAGGUGCUACGACCUUUCCUGCCCCUAGAUGGCAGCCCUGUGCAUGUUACUCUUUCGUCCCCCCAAAAAAAGAAAUAACUAUUACGCCAAAAGUAUGUACGUCUGUGGACAUGAAACAGUGGUAGGGGAUGUGUGUAAAAAAGAGAAAUCGAUCAUUAGGCAUAAAUGUUAAUGUUUGUGGUGAUGAUUAAUAACUUUACUACUCUUCCCUUUUAGCUGUGUGGUGCAAUACCUCCAUUUUUACAUAUGCUAUUACUCGGCAGCAUAGGUCUUCUCCAAGGAUGAUAUUUUCUAUGUAUUGCAUUCUUGGUGUUAAAUCACAGGGUUCUGUUCCUCCUUGACCUUGAGCUUUGUGAAGGUUAUUGUUGAUACAUUCAAUGAUGUUUUUAAGGUCAACACAGUGAUAUCUACAUCCCAAGAUAUGGACAAUCUGCCUUCUCUCUGGUAUAAUAGAACAAUUCCGUUUAUUUAUUAAAGUGUAAAUAUGUAUUGCAAUUCUAAAUGGCUUGGUCUUUGUUUGUUCAUUAUACUGUUUCUAAACUCCAAUCUAAGCUCCAAUCUUUUGUAUGUCUCAGUUGUUUUUAUAUGUAUUUUUUACAAUAAAAAUACUUGUGAGCCCUG